AUGCUCAAGUAUUGUUUAUUCCUGUUGCUUUUCUGUAGUUUUGUCUACGGUUUGAAGCGUAAGUUGAUCGGCAAGUUUUAUGACAUGUACAUGUCAUGACACCGAUUUUAGCGAUAUUACGGAAAGAUGAUGGAUCGAAACCAUUUCAACCGUUGUUUGCACAUAUUGACCAUACCAAUGACAGUCUACCGCAUACUGUAGAGGUUUACCAUUACAACUUAACGCUUGAUCCAACUUUUGCUUUCAAGGGAUACAAGUUUCCGGAGGGUAAACUUAUUUCUUUUUAGCCAUAUCUCUUUUCGCUGUGACGAUAUUAUUUUCGAAAAAGCGUAGUGGAAAAUGUGAAAGGUUCCCUCAUCUCAUUGUCAAAAAUCUGUUGUUGCAAACUUAAAAUCCUUCAGAGUACACAUGGUUUUCAGACAAGCUAAAUACCUUCACAGGCAGCGUUCAUAUUGUAUUGUCGGUUUCGAAUCAAACCAAUGAAAUUGAACUGAACUCCGCUGUAAAUAUCACGUCAAUCCAUCUAACCGACGGCGCCACAGAAUACAAAAUUACCAAACAGGAGCACACUAAAGAAGAUCACUUGAUAUUAACGACAGACAAGGCCUUGGAAGUCUCCAAAAACCUUACUCUAUCUUUUGAAUUCAACGGAAAAAUAGGCAAUAGCGGCGAUAGUAUCUACUAUGUGGACUACGUUGAUGAUGAUAAUGAAAAGACGUAGGUCAAAUAUUAUCGUGUUUUUAUUGAUGAUCUCUUAGAGCAUUAGUGGCGACAUUAUUUGAGGAGAUCAAAGCGAGGACCGUAUUCCCGUGUUUCGAUGAUCCCUCAUUCAAAUCGACCUUCCAAGUUACAUUACAUCAUCCUAAAGGGUCAAAAGCGUUGAGUAAUGAGUACCCUAUAAGUGAAACCGAUGCCGGGUAGGUUUAAAAAAAUAGUCAUCGUCGUGAAGCAUCCAACAAGGACAAUUCAUAGGCCAAAGGCUUGGCCACAUGCUCUAAAUAGGAGCUAGGAAAUAAUGCGAAACUUUUUUCAGCGCUCAAGCAAUAACUGUCUUUAAUACAACGGUUAAAAUGCCCACCUAUUUAUUGGCUUUUGCUAUUGGAAAUUUUACCGAAAUGGUGGCCGACUCGGUAUGUCAAAGACUCCCAAAAUUCAGUUACUAUUAUAAAUUCCAGUCGAUAGUUUAUACCACCUACAAAGAUCCACUUCGAACACUAACGACGGCCACAUUUAGCUCAAGAUUCAUUGAAGUUUUGGAGCAACUAACUGGGGUCAAGUAUCCCUUGGACAAAUUGGGUAGGAUACCAAGUUAUUUUACAGUUGUUUUCCGUAUAUUUCAGGUCACCUUGACGCUCGCACUCUCUCCGCAGGCGCAAUGGAAAACUAUGGCCUUAUCAUUUACACCGGUGGCCUAUUGGUGGCCCCGUACCUCGAAGACCUUGCUCAUAUAUACAAAAGGGUUAUGAUUGUCGCGCAUGAGACUUCACAUCAAUGGUAAUACGCAAUCAAAUUAAUUUACAAACAGUUUGCAGGUUCGGGAACUUGGUCACGGCCAAGCGAUGGGGUUUGGAAUACCUGCAUGAAUCUUUUGCUACAUUCUUCCAAACGGAACUCUUUCAAGACAUAGGUCAUGUCAAAUAUGCCGCAGUAAGUUGUCGCUGAAUAUGUAGAACGGCUGGCAAAAUUUCAGAGAAUGAUUGUGAGGGAAAGCGAUUCUAUAAAAAUCUACGGGGUUCCGUAAAAAUCUGCUUACCAAGAAAUAACUUCCAUUUAUAAUAUACAAUAGUACUCCAAUGGCAAAAAACGCACCAUUUUGCGUGGAGGAAGGAACCAAAAUGUCGCAAAAUACCUCCCUUCUUGCAAUCAAAAAGCUCGCGAAGAUUUUCGGAUGCAUUCUUGCUAACGCUCUCUUCGUAAAGGAAAGGGUGCGCUCUUCAAAGCGGGGCAUUUUUGCUUUGAGAAGGGAGGUAUUUUGCGAUAUUUUUUUCCUUUACUAAAUGCAAAAUGGUACGUUUUUUGCCACUGCAUCAGGUCCGCCACUGUAACAGAAUACGUAAAACGCAAACGUUCUUCAGAAACUUGAGUUCAUUAGACAGUACUACGCUGUGCGCGACAUUGCCAAAGACGCUUCACAUGCUAUUGAAGACAACAAAAGUCAGUUUGACGGUGAGUAUUUAUUUAUUUAUAGCAAAUCAAAGAAUUGCUGAGUACCCAAAAGACGCCGCAUUAUCGCUCUAAAACUACAAAUUCUUACAGACAUCACCUAUGGAGUUGGCGGCACUAUUCUCGCUUCGAUUAAGAACUUGCUCACGGAAGAAGUCUUCUACAAAGCUCUGAACAUUUAUUUGACGGAAAAUAGAUUCGGAAAUGCUGAUACAGACACAUUGGCAGGAGCUUUUGAUAAGGUACCCCAUUACCUCUAUAAAAAUUAAUUUCAGGCGUUACAAAGUGCCCCACCGCUUGGCUUCAACUUUACCACAGAAUACUUGUAUCCCUACAUUCGACAAGUCGGUAUUCCAACAGUAAAUGUCACUCUGAACGAGCAAGGUCAGUAUGUGAUUGAACAAACUCCUUUCCGCGGCUCAACCACCUGGCUUGUCCCUUUGUUUGCCUAUAAUUUGGACAAAUUAGAGGAGAUCCGAGUGGAUAUUCGGACAGAUCCGGUCAUUUUGAAUACAACAGACACUCUGUUAUUCAACAGCGAAUUCAAAACUUUCGCCUUUGUCGAACUGGAUGAAAAGGUUCAGAAAAAAGUGAGAGAACAUAAGAAUAUCGUCAAACUGUCGCCAGUUAAUCAAAUUCUGGUCCUGAAUGAAUACGGCGAUCGAGAGAAAGUGUUCGAAAGGAUCGCCCAAGGCUAUGAUUAUAUUAUUGAUCCAUUGCUGGCCGAUUUCAUCAAUGACUUGGUGAGUAUUCGACGAUCUUAAAUUGACAUAAUGCAUACAAUAUCAAGCACACUUUAACGCCGUAUUCAGCCCAUGUCUUUAAGGUGAUUUUUCACAUUUCAGACCGAUGAGCAUACCAUUUACAGCUUGAUGAACAAUUGGGUCGGAUUAGACACUGUCUAUAGCCGGUGAAUUUUCAUUUUACACUUGAUAUCUUCCCAAGACCAUAACUUUAAAAUCUUAAACUCUUCAGAAUUCUGGCCCGCCCUCUUUUCACCCGAGGCGUCAAGUUAGAGGUUGAGAAUGUAGUUAACCGCACUCAAGCAUUCUUCAACGAAUUUGAAGAGAUGUGUGCUCCGGAUCAAGACCUUUUUUAUUGCUCUUAGUAAGUGCAUGGCCGGCAAUUUGCAUACUAUACAUAUCUUUCUCAAAAAAAAUUUCAGCCAAUCCCCCGAAGUUCGCUAUGGAAUUUUUGCUCAAGGAGCCAAGUCUGAGGAGGGAAGAAAGUUCCUUGAAGAUUACCGUGAACGUCUACAGAAGCAUCCUCAAGCAAGACUUUUUGAAGAAGAAAUUAAAAGAGUGGACUUGGUUCUAUAA
Bursaphelenchus xylophilus (pine wood nematode) is the source of this 3482-nucleotide messenger RNA. Lineage: Eukaryota; Metazoa; Nematoda; Chromadorea; Rhabditida; Aphelenchoididae. The record is from the annotation of a GenBank genome assembly.